GGGGGAGGGAUGGUGAGGAAACCGAGCACUCACAGCUGGGCUGAGAUCGCCUUUAGGCACCGAAUAAUCUCUCUCAGAAUGUCACCUAAGCUGUCAACCUUCAUAUCUUCUGGACAGAGCGUUCCAGCACUCUACAUGCACCCUGGAAGUCACGACAAUUCCUUCUCAUUAUCAUGCGUUCCCAAGUGGCCACUACCGUCAGUGAAGAGGGGGCUUCCUCCUUUGAGAUACCACGACCUACAAUUGCAACAUGGAGACUGGUAGUCAUUCUUCUUUGCAUUGCCAUGGGGCUUUUCUUGUCUCUGAUGGAUACGACCAUUGUUUCAACCAUGCUGUAUACAAUCUCUGACGAGUUCGAUGGGUUCAAAACCUGCUCCUGGGUUGUCCUCGCCUAUACACUCUCCUAUGUCGGCUGUGCUGUCUUCAUGGCGAGGCUAUCUGAUGUCCUCGGCCGAAAAUUUCUUUUGUGCAUCUGCUUCCUGGUGUUUCUCAGCGCGUCGAUGGGAUGCGCGGCGUCAAAAAGUAUGAACCAGCUCGUUGGCUUCCGCGCGAUGCAGGGAAUUGGAGGAUCGGGGCUCUACGCAAUGGCCAUGAUUAUAUACCCGGAGAUCAGCCCGCCGGCCCUGCUGCCGGCAAUUUCUGCUAUCAUCGGCGUGAUCCUGGCCCUUGCGGGGAUCAGUGGGCCGCUCAUUGGGGGUGCCCUCACGAGCUAUCGCACCUGGCGGUGGGGAUUUUGGAUUAAUGGCCCUUGUGCCUUCGUUCCGCUUGUCGCCCUGCUUAUCGUGUGGCCCAACGAUUUCCACUACGCCAGAAAUGUCCGGUUCAGGCACCUGGACUAUCUCGGUGCCCUCCUGGUUCUCCUUGGAUCGGUCCUGUUUGUCUUCAUUCUGAAUGAGGCUGCCAUCCGAGCCUAUGCGUGGAAGAGCGUCCCGGUCAUUCUGAUCUUCAUUAUCUCUGGGCUUUCCUGGAUGGCGCUCGUAUAUUGGCAGUGGUUGAUCUCCUCGAAGCCCAAACUGGCGCAUAUUCGACCUCAAUUACCGUUUCGGCUCCUAUCCAGUCGAGUCAUGGUUGCGGGAUUCGUGAGCACAAUCUUGACAGGAUUUGUGAUGCUCAUGGUCAUUGUUAACAUCCCUCUGCGGGCUCAGAUUGUGAAUUUGAAGGAUGCGGUGGCAUCUGGGAUACUGCUGCUGCCGCUGAUGGGAGGCACAGCCGUGGGCUCGGCGAUAGGCGGUGCCGCAUCCGCGAAGCGAAACAAUGCCUUUUGGACGCUGAAUUUGGCCAGCGUUUUUAUGAUAAUUGGAAGCGCAUCGCUCUCGACUCUGACAGACUCGGUGGACCUAGUACCAAGGCAAUGGGGGCUUGAAGCAAUCCUUGGCUUCGGAAUCGGCUUGAGUCUGUCCACAAUGACAUUUCUGACAACCAUGCAAGUGGAGUUUCAGGAUCAUGCCGUCGCCCAAGGAAUCGUCGCCCAGCUUCGCAUUUUCGGUGGCAGCAUCGGCAUCGCGUCGGGAUUCAUCGUCUUCAACACAAACGUCCAACAAGCCCUCGCCGGUGUACUUACCGCGGAACAACUCGACGAGUUCUAUAAGACCCCCGCAACUAUCUACAAGCUUCCCGUCGCGCAACAGCUUGCGGUUCGACAGGUCUAUGUGAGCACGUUCAACACCGAGAUGCGGAUCUGUACUGGUGUGGCUGCGGCCUGUCUGGUCGCUACACUUUGCACGUACCAGCGAAAGCCGCAGUCAAUAAAGCAGCGUCUUGCGGACUUGGAAGAAGUUUAUGCAAGGACCGAGGCGGCUAGAACUGGGGGAAGGGAGCUUGAUGCCGCAUAAGAGACUUUGCUGCUGUGUCUACUCACAAGGAAUGAUAGGAUGACAUGUGGUACGAAGGAAGGGACUGUUUGUGAAAGGGAUGGCGAGCGGAGCAUCGUUUUGAUUAGCCAUGAGCAAAGAGAGAAGAGAAGAUAUAUUCACAAUGUCGGAUACACGACCUUCU
Messenger RNA from Aspergillus fijiensis CBS 313.89, 1995 nucleotides. RefSeq names its product MFS general substrate transporter. The transcript has 6 exons. Bases 174 to 1832 code for a protein of 552 amino acids. The record is from RefSeq and is a predicted model, not a curated record. Gene Ontology annotation, biological process: transmembrane transport. Gene Ontology annotation, molecular function: transmembrane transporter activity. NCBI's taxonomy places the organism in Eukaryota, Fungi, Ascomycota, Eurotiomycetes, Eurotiales, Aspergillaceae.